ACGUCUGGUCUAAGUAUGGUGGCUUGGAGCGGUUUGCAGGGACAUGCAGAGCAUCCUCUACAUGGGCUGAUCCAUGACCAGGCGUGCCGCCGCCAGACUGAUUACUGGCAGUUCGUGAAAGACAUCCGGUGGCUCAGUCCCCAUGCAGCCCUUCACGUGGAGAAGUUCAUCAGCUUGCACGAGAACGGCCAGAGCAGUGCUGAUGGUGUGAGUGAACCUGCUGUUGCCGAGCUGUGGCUGCAGCACAGCCUGCAGUGCCACUGCCUCUCAGCCCAGCUCCGGCCCCUGCUCGGGGAUAGACAGUAUAUCAGAAAAUUCUACACAGAUGCUGCCUUCCUGCUAAGUGACGCUCACGUCACGGCCAUGCUGCAGUGCCUGGAAGCAGUGGAACAGAACAACCCCCGUCUCCUGGCUCAGAUCGACGCGUCCAUGUUUGCCAGAAAGCACGAGAGCCCACUCCUGGUGACAAAGAGCCAGAGCCUUACAGCCCUGCCCAGUUCCACAUACACCCCUCCAACCAGCUAUGCUCAGCAUUCCUACUUUGGGUCCUUCUCUAGCCUCCAUCAAUCCGUGCCCAACAAUGGCUCAGAGAGAAGAUCUACUUCCUUUUCACUCUCUGGCCCUCCCCGGAAACCUCAAGAAAGCAGAGGGCACAUCUCACCAGCAGAGGAUCAAACCAUCCGCCCCCCAGUUUCAGCCUCUGCACUAGCCAGGGAUUCCCCUUUGACCCCAAAUGAAAUGAGCUCCAGUACUCUGACCAGCCCCAUAGAGGCAUCCUGGGUCAGCAGCCAGAAUGAUUCCCCCGGUGAUGCCAGUGAAGGGCCUGAGUACCUGGCCAUUGGCAACUUGGACCCCCGAGGCCGGACUGCCAGCUGUCAGAGUCACAGCAGCAAUGCCGAGAGCAGCAGUUCCAAUUUGUUCUCCUCCAGCAUCCAGAAGCCAGAUUCUGCUGCCUCUUCCUUAGGGGACCAGGAGGGAGGUGGGGAGAGCCGGCUGUCCAGUGUCCUCCGCAGGUCCAGCUUCUCAGAGGGGCAGACACUCACCGUCACCAGUGGGGCAAAGAAAAGCCAUAUUCGCUCCCAUUCGGAUACCAGCAUCGCCUCCAGAGGAGCUCCAGGAGGCCCCAGGAAUAUCACCAUUAUAGUUGAAGAUCCCAUUGCAGAAUCCUGCACCGAUAAGGCGAAGUUGAGAGGCCCCUUGCCCUACUCUGGUCAAAGCAGUGAGGUCAGCACACCCAGCUCUCUGUACAUGGAAUAUGAAGGUGGUCGGUACCUGUGCUCAGGGGAAGGCACGUUCCGAAGACCGUCAGAAGGGCAGUCCCUCAUCAGCUACCUCUCUGAGCAAGACUUCGGCAGCUGUGCCGACCUGGAAAAGGAGAAUGCCCACUUCAGCAUCUCAGAGUCCUUAAUUGCUGCCAUCGAGCUAAUGAAGUGCAACAUGAUGAGCCAGUGCCUAGAGGAGGAGGGCGUGGAAGAGGAAGACAGUGACAGAGAGAUCCAGGAGCUGAAGCAGAAGAUCCGCCUUCGGCGCCAGCAAAUCCGCACCAAGAACCUGCUCCCCAUGUACCAGGAGGCUGAGCACGGAAGCUUUCGGGUCACCUCCAGCAGCUCCCAGUUCAGCUCACGUGAUUCGGCACAGCUCUCUGACUCUGGCUCUGCUGAUGAGGUUGAUGAAUUUGAAAUCCAAGAUGCUGACAUCAGAAGGAACACAGCCUCAAGCAGCAAAUCCUUUGUUUCCUCCCAGUCCUUCUCCCACUGCUUCCUGCACUCCACAUCUGCUGAGGCGGUGGCCAUGGGGCUCCUGAAGCAGUUUGAGGGGAUGCAGCUUCCAGCCGCCUCGGAGCUGGAGUGGCUUGUCCCGGAGCAUGACGCCCCUCAGAAGCUCCUGCCCAUCCCUGACUCACUGCCCAUCUCACCGGAUGACGGGCAGCACGCUGACAUCUACAAGCUGCGGAUUCGUGUUCGUGGCAACUUGGAGUGGGCACCCCCCCGGCCUCAGAUAAUUUUUAAUGUUCAUCCAGCCCCAACGAGGAAAAUUGCUGUGGCCAAGCAGAAUUACCGCUGUGCAGGAUGUGGCAUCCGGACUGACCCUGAUUAUAUCAAGCGACUGCGGUACUGUGAGUACCUGGGCAAGUACUUCUGCCAGUGCUGCCACGAGAAUGCCCAGAUGGCCAUCCCCAGCCGGGUUCUGCGCAAGUGGGACUUCAGCAAGUACUACGUCAGCAAUUUCUCCAAGGACCUGCUCAUUAAGAUAUGGAAUGAUCCUCUCUUCAACGUGCAGGACAUCAACAGUGCCCUCUAUAGGAAGGUCAAGCUGCUCAAUCAAGUCCGGCUGCUGCGGGUCCAGCUGUGUCACAUGAAGAACAUGUUCAAGACCUGCCGACUGGCCAAGGAGCUUCUGGAUUCCUUUGACACAGUCCCCGGCCACCUGACAGAGGACCUCCACCUGUACUCACUGAAUGACCUGACUGCGACCAGGAAGGGGGAGCUGGGGCCCCGGCUUGCUGAGCUCACCAGGGCAGGGGCUGCCCAUGUGGAGAGAUGCAUGCUCUGCCAAGCCAAGGGCUUCAUCUGUGAGUUCUGUCAGAAUGAGGAUGACAUCAUCUUUCCCUUUGAGCUCCAGAAGUGCCGGACCUGUGAAGAGUGUAAAGCAUGUUACCAUAAAGCCUGCUUCAAGUCUGGAAGCUGUCCGCGCUGCGAGCGGCUGCAGGCCCGGCGGGAGGCACUGGCCAGGCAGAACCUGGAGUCUUACCUGUCGGACUACGAGGAGGAGCCCGCGGAAGCGCUGGCCCUGGAGGCUGCCGUCCUGGAGGCCACCUGAAGAAAGCACGUGAAGCCUCCCUCUGGGCCGGGGUCACACCUGUUGCAGAACUGAGCCACUCUUUGAAGGACUUGCCCCACCUGGGGCUUCUUUUUUUUUUUUUAAUUAUCAUCAUCUUUUUUUUUCUUUAGUGACUUGUCUGACGUCCGUGUGCAGUCAGCCGUCGGUAGGUUGAUGGGUCCAGUCUGUGAUGACAGAUAAUUUGUAAGCACCAGGUGUUUUCAUCAGAACCGACGUGCGGGUCCUACAGUGAAGCUUCUAGUGCCUCUGUCAGUGGCAGAGACAGCAAGACCAAGUUC
Molecule: messenger RNA, 3119 nt
Organism: Nomascus leucogenys (northern white-cheeked gibbon)
Lineage: Eukaryota; Metazoa; Chordata; Mammalia; Primates; Hylobatidae
Product: rubicon autophagy regulator
Biological process (GO): negative regulation of autophagosome maturation; negative regulation of endocytosis
Cellular component (GO): early endosome; late endosome
Molecular function (GO): phosphatidylinositol phosphate binding
Source: RefSeq, a predicted model, not a curated record